AUGUACGCCCAACGGUGGCCGGUCACCUCUUGCGCCCAAUGGGAGGAGGCCAAACCGGACAACACGUGCGACCUGCCCCAAAACAAGAACACGUGGACGGUGCACGGCAUAUGGCCGACCAAGUACGGCACUGAGGGGCCUCUUUUCUGCCCGUCGGCCGCCCGCUGGACCAACGUGGAGGCCAACACGAAGCCCUAUUCCUUCUGGAAGCACGAAUGGGACAAGCACGGCACUUGUUCCGUGACAUUACCAGCUUUGAACAGCGUCACCAAUUUCUUCACGAAAGGCUUGACGUUGAACAAGCAGUUCGAGCUGUCUGAAAUUUUGGCACAGAGCAAGAUAACGCCCUGUAAGUCAGGGUACACGCCCCAACAGAUCUACGACGCGGUCAAAUCGGUGACCAAAGCGGACCCUAUGAUACAGUGUGUUGUGGACAGGCACACCAAGGAGUCCAUGAUCAGCGAGAUAAGGAUUUGUUUGAACAAAACUUUCGAGGUUAUAGACUGCGAUCACGCUAAUCCGAAUAACAAAUUGGGAGGGGAUGUGGUUGGUAAUUGCGAUUUGAAAAAGCCGGUGAUGUAUCUGGAUCAGGUGCCUGGUAGGCAUAGUUGGUACGAAAUGGAUUACUUUGGUGAUGCGCUGAGUCAUAACUACGAAGAACGGAUGCAUUAUUUUGAACUAUCUGAGAUUCUGGCCCGGAGCAACAUAACGCCCUGUAAGUCAGGGUACACGCCCCAACAGAUCUACGAUGCGGUCAAAUUGAUGACCGAAGCGGACCCUAUGAUACAGUGUGUUGUGGACAGGCACACCAAGGAGUCCAUGAUCAGCGAGAUAAGGAUUUGUUUGAACAAAACUUUCGAGGUUAUAGAUUGCGAUCACGCUAAUCCGGAUAACAAAUUGAGAGGGGAUGUGGUUGGUAAUUGCGAUUUGAAAAAGCCGGUGAUGUAUUUGGAUCAGGUGCCUGGUAGGCAUAGUUGGUACGAAAUGGAUUACUUUGGUGAUGCGCUUCAUAACUACGAAGAACGCAUGCAUUAUAUCUACGACGCGGUCAAAUCGGUGACCAGAGUGGACCCUAUGAUACAGUGUGUUGUGGACAGGCACACCAAGGAGUCCAUGAUCAGCGAGAUAAGGAUUUGUUUGAACAAAACUUUCGAGGUUAUAGAUUGCGAUCACGCUAAUCCGGAUAACAAAUUGAGAGGGGAUGUGGUUGGUAAUUGCGAUUUGAAAAAACCGGUUAUGUAUCUGGAUCGCCUGGUAGGCAUAGUUGGUACGAAAUGA
Phaedon cochleariae (mustard beetle) is the source of this 1278-nucleotide messenger RNA. NCBI's taxonomy places the organism in Eukaryota, Metazoa, Arthropoda, Insecta, Coleoptera, Chrysomelidae. The record is from the annotation of a GenBank genome assembly.